AUGACUGAUAGGAUGCAUCGGUAUGUGAUGGGGUUGGAUCAUUAUCUGGUUGAUAGUUGUAUGGUAAUGGCCUCCCAGCCAAAGAUGGAUAUUGCUCGGUUACAGGCGUAUGUCCAAAGGAUGGAAAAUCGAUACAGAGGGCGUCAGCUCGAUAGAGACUAUGACAGAGUCCAUCAUAAGAGAGCUAGGUACGCUAGCCAUCUGGGGGAAUUUCGAGGCAGGCAGCCUCACCAACAGCACAAUAGAUAUUCCUCUCAGUCAGCAAGGAGUGCACCCCCACAGUUCACUGGUAGGAGAUUUGAUAGUACCAGGUUUUCAGGAGAUGGCUGUGGUAGAGGUCGUGGUGGAGCUUCUAGUUCUAGUGGUCCUUCGAACCGCAUAUAUGCUUUGGCUACUAGACAGGAGCUGGAGGCAUUACAUAAUGUGGUUAUAGAUGAACUCCCAGGCCUUCCGCCUAAGCGAGAGAUAGAGUCCGCUAUAGACGUAUUACCAGACACUCAACUAAUAUAUAUUCCUCUUUAUAGAAUAGCACCCACAGAAUUGAAGGAGCUGAAGGAGCAAUUGAAAGAUCUAUUAGAAAAAGGCUUCAUUAGGUAUCCUCUCCCUAGGAUCAAUGAUCUAUUUGACCAGUUGCAGGGUGCUAAGUGUUUCUCGAAAAUAGACCUGUGGUCAGGUUAUCACCAAGUGCGGGUAAAAGAGGCAGACAUUCCAAAGACUACAUUCAGGACCCGAUAUAGGCAUUAUAAGUUCAGAGUGAUGUCCUUCGGGUUACCCAAUGCUCCAACAGUAUUUAUGGAUUUGAGAAACAUAAUGUUCAAGCCAUUUCUUGACCUCUUCGUGAUUGUAUUCAUUGAUGAUAUUCUGGUCUAUUCACGAUCAGAAGAGGAGCAUGAAAAUCACUUGAGAAUGGUACUUAGGGUGCUUCAGCACCAGAAAUUGCAUUCUAAGUUUUCUAAAUAUGAAUUCUGGUUCACUUUAGUAGCAUUCUUGGGGCAUAUUAUUGGUGUUGAUGGUGUACGGGUAGAUACACAGAAGAUUGAGAUGGUGAAGACUUGGCCGAGACCUAUGACACCUACUAAAGUACGUAGUUUUCUGGGGUUAAGGUCGAACACCAGAAGCCUGAAGGACUAUUAUAAUAGAUGGAGAUUCCGACUUGGAAGUAGGAGGCUGACAAAAUCAGCCCACUUUCUUCUAGUCAGGACUACAUAUUCAGCUAAGGAUUAUGCUAGGUUGUACGUGAAGGAGAUAAUGAGACUUCACAGGAUGGCACCGUAUGAAACCUUGUAUAGGAGGAAGUAUAGAUCACCUAUUGGCUGGUUUAAGGUCGGUAAGACCAAGAUGAUAGGCCCAGAUAUGAUUCAGGAGGCUGUGGAUAAAGUGAAGCUUAUUCAGGAGAGAUUAUUAGUAGCCCAGAGUUGGCAGAAAUCAUAUGCAGAUAAUUGA
Solanum dulcamara is the source of this 1443-nucleotide messenger RNA. RefSeq lists its product as uncharacterized. NCBI's taxonomy places the organism in Eukaryota, Viridiplantae, Streptophyta, Magnoliopsida, Solanales, Solanaceae. The record is from RefSeq and is a predicted model, not a curated record. The coding region runs from base 1 to 1443 and encodes 480 amino acids. The transcript is spliced from 7 exons.